AUGUCACUGGGAGGAUCACGUAUUCAAUUUCAAACUUUGAUGUAGUCAUAAAUAUAAUUCUGUCUUAGCUUAGCGCGUAGAGCAAAAUCCAUAUUACUUUUUCUACGAGGUGGCAGAGUCCCGUGUGGGUGUGCAUCAUGAUAGUACAGUUUCUAGUGUGCUUAGUGCCUACUUCUCGUACAAUGUUUUCUCUUUGCUCUGCUUUUUGUCGUACUAGGAAAUUACACCAAGAAACCUUCUAGAUGCUUUUGUCCUUCUAAGAAAAUCAUUUCUUUGUGGACCAACCUGAAACACCAGCUUCGUAUGGAGAUAGCUGCCGGAGUAACACGACGGGAAGAGCAGACGCUACUACGGAUUCGAUGGAUAGCAGUGUUGAGGUUACGAGUCUAGAAAAAGCAUCUCCCAAGUCAUCUGCAGGAGAAGAAAAAGGAACUAGCUAGAUGAUCUCUCUGUGAGAGCACUGCACUUUCCCUUUUGAUGUUCUUACUUCACUGUCACGACUAACAUGUUAUGAUGAUCUCUCUGUGUGAUGAUCUCUCUGUAUGAUGAACUACCUAGAUGAUCUCUCUGUGAGAUGCAUUGCCUAUACCUCUAAUGAGGGCGGUCCCAGAUUUGCUCAGCGUGUCUUCCAUCCAGCUAUUACACGGCCAAGCAAUGUCCCGACUUUGGACCUCCAAAACCUGCCACCAGAAGAGUUAAGUUGUUCUUUCUAAUAUUGUAAUGAUAUUGGUGUUUUAAUAUCCAAGGUAGAUCAUAAGGUAAACUGAAAAAACUAAUACUACUUUUUUGAGCAGCUAAAAAAUAGUAAGCAGUUUUUUUUUGAUGCAGUGAAAAAACUAAUACGCAGUCUUCUAAGAAGAGACGACUACGGUGAAGACGAGGAUGACGUGGAAGAGGCAGAAGAAGGAGAGGAGAUUCAAGAUGGAGAUUACGAAGAACAUGGAGACACUUACAGUUUGGAAGCAGAUGGAGGACAUGUACAGUUUGGAAGUUAAGGCUUGCCUGUUAGUUCCCCUCAUCGGUCUUCGUAAGUAUCCAUUUCAUCUUUAGAGAAGCCUCCCCUAUUGCUUGGUGCAUCCUCAGAGAAGGCAUCUUCUUGAUAGUAGAGACGUUAAUGAUUUACAUAAUACUAGACGUGAAUGAUACUAGACGUGAAUGAUACUAGACGUGAAUGAUACUAGAUGUAUUAAAUAGCCGCUUAGGUGAUCUAUCAAAUGGAUUCUUAGCUGAUCAUCGAGUAAGGAUCGCAACACGAAGCGUACACAUGACAUAGAUCUAUUAAAUAGACGAGACGUUUUCUAGUUGCCGCAGCGGUCUCAAUCUCAAGAUGGAUAGCGGUGAGCUCUAAGAUGGAGACCAUGGGGGUUAUCAUGGUGGUUACUAUCAUGACGAGCAAGAGGGCUACUACAAUUACGAUCAUAAUGGCGAAGGCGAACAAGGAGAGAUGAAUGGCGCCGAAGGAUACUACUUUAUGAAUGUCGUUUGUUGCGUAGGCGUACAAAGGCCUCGUAUGCGAGUGUGCUUCAGUCGUGCGCGUACUAAGGCGUAUGCGUUCAUGGAUGUCGUAUAAGUACGUCAUUGACUACUUAGAAUCGUUAUCGUUUGCCUUCUCACUAGGAUAAUGAGCAUAAGAAAGAGUUGGCUACUCUUUAAAAAAUUGAUCAGGUCUUCUUCACCACAACAUAUAUUGCAUAAGCCUCUUCUAAAGACUACAACGCCAACGCAGAAGUAGGAGAUGACGGUCAAAUGCGAGUUGAAGGACAGCAAGUGGCAAUCGUGGAUGAAGAUUCGGCUACUGCCCAAUACGCGUCUGCGUCUUAG
This is a messenger RNA of Amoebophrya sp. A25, 1821 nucleotides long. The record is from the annotation of a GenBank genome assembly. Lineage: Eukaryota; Dinophyceae; Syndiniales; Amoebophryaceae.